AUGACUAUUGUCAUGAUCGGAGAGAUGGAGGCCAGAAGAGGGUUCCUUAUUGCCCUGCAGGCCGAAGAGCCCCACAGAGCUAAUCACCGAGUUUGCUGCUCUCCAGGCCUCCCUUUGAGUCUCCAACACAGCGCUCACCACGUUGCCGACAACACGGAGAAAACUGCGGCAGAAGUGUCUAUCAGCCGAAUCCGUGCAAGGCCACCAACAGUAGUCUUGCAAACCAACGACUGCGAGAUGUACCGCAGGCCUCUGGGUAAUGCGCGAUACCGUAGCUGCAACACCGAGCUGUACGCCUGCGUCCAGGACCUCGACUACCAGAUCAACUCAUUUGAGCUGGCCCGGGAAGCUCUCAACGAAACUGCGCUCAAAAUCGACGAGCAGAUCAACGUCCUCAAGCAGCGACUGGCCACUGCCGACGUAAAGUUCUCUCACCUCGCUCGUGAUGCUCAGCACGCAGCCGACACGCAAGACCAGCUCGACUCCAAAUGGCUCUCCUUUGCAUUUGACUCCAGUCGUGAAACCCAGAGCUCUUUCUCCUCUUUCUCGGCCAAGACUUCCCGAGUUGCUGCCAGUGGUGGUGCUAGUGGACUAUUCUGGAGAGCAAAGGCGUCUUUCAGUCGCUCUAGCUCUCGUACAGAGUCCAGGUUCGAGGCUGCCAUGAACAGUGCCAAGUCACUAGUUAGUGGAGAGCUCCUGCGAGUGACCGUCCAGAGACCUUGGUUCAGACUCUCUCUCUUCAAGAGCAAGCAAUUCCAAAUCAGACUGGAUGACUCAGCCCGUGUGUCCCCUGGAACACUGGAAGGCGAAAACAAGUUCAUCAGUGCCAUAACUCAGCCAGGGGCCAACUACCUCCUCCCCGAGUACGUGACUGGUCUCCUCCUCUCCAGGAACAUCAACAUUGAAUUCAAGAGCAUCUCGGCCUCUCAGUCGGCCCAUGCUGUCCACGUGGCCACCAGUACUAGCUUCAGUGCCAGCGGAGGAUUCGGUUUCUGGAGCGCCAGUGUCUCUGGGAGCUUCAGCAACUCCAGAUCCCAGAGGACUUUCUCAGCCGAGAGCUCCAGCGAUGGUCUGAGGAUCUCCAUCCCUGGGUCCCAGAUCAUUGGCUACUACACACAAAGAGAGUUUAUUAUGGAGGAAAGUGAGCUGCCCUCUGGCGUCGGGAAUAAGUGGGAAGGGCUGGAUUGCACAGGAUCGGAUGUAGAAGUCUCCAGAGAGCAACUUGAUAAGUCACUGUUGAUGAACGCGGAGUCUAGCACAAGCGAGCUGGAGACGGAGCUGGAGACGUCGGCUGCCGGUGCAGGCGCCUGCAGCCGUGAGUCAGAGAUGCGGUCGAGGAUUCUAGCCAAACUGGAGGAGAGGUGUCAGGGAAUAGUUAAGAACUGUGAAGGAGACCAGAGAAUUGUCUGCGAGGAUUUUGGUGGAAGAUAUCCACGGUAGUGCCCUAAGUGGAGACAGUAGCGACUCUGAUAGUUCCCUAAGUGGUGUUUCAAGUGUCUGAUCAAUUUUACACGUAAGUAUAGCAUAAAUUGACAGCUCGUGGAUUCUGUUUAGUCUCUGAUCACAUGCGACGCCAGUUGGGAACAGAAAUCAGACCGCAGUCUCUGCUAGCUGAAUUGAGUAGUGCAGGUCUAUGAUGCAAAGAAGACCACAAGUUGCUCCAGUGAGAUAGUGUAAAACUACGUAUCUAUUCUACUCUCCGUACAAAAAGUGGAUCAGAGUAGCUAUCAUAGCAGUCAUCUAUGAUUGUGUUUUACACACGAAAAAUCAGUCGCCUCAACUCAAGCAUUGAGGCUCAGCUGAAAGCAGUUGAGCACGCAUUAGGUGCAGGUCGAGUUAGAUGAAAAAUGAGAGGUCGACUGAGAUUAGAGAACGAAAGAAGCUCGGGUCGUAUUGAGGCGUAAAGCUCUAAAAAAUAUUGUAUCAGUGUGAAAAUGAGACAGUUGAAAAAUAUCUAAAUUUUGUCCAAUGACGUUGGAAGUGCAUUAUGCUACCAAGUAAGCUUUAGGCUCAGUAUUCAUAGUUUGAGCUACCAAAGCAAUGGCAAGGCCAGAGGUGAAAACUAUGUGUAUGCAUGUUAUCGCUGGGACUCAUCCUGCCAAAUAUUAUUCCUCAC
This is a messenger RNA of Geodia barretti, 2116 nucleotides long. The record is from the annotation of a GenBank genome assembly. NCBI's taxonomy places the organism in Eukaryota, Metazoa, Porifera, Demospongiae, Tetractinellida, Geodiidae.